AAUUGGACUGCAAUAUAAUAAUCAUGGAAUUUGUUAUUCCGUUAUCAAAGAACGAUCUCCUGAGACGUAAAAGUGGCCAGUACUAUGUAAAAGAUAUGACGGCUAUACCAGCUAUCCCUGCAGCAUUAGACGCAACACGGCAAGCCCUCGCAGAUGUCGGUCCCAGUUUCAUCUUGAAACACUUCGACGACUUUUUCUCAAUCCUAAUCCACGGAAAUAAACUAGAAAAUUGUCACACAAUCCGAGCGUUCGAUAGACUUCUCAAAGCCAUGGAAAUCCUUAUAAACGAUAUGGAGAAGAAUUUCCCGACAAAGGAAACUCGCGCCAAUUUUCUCUGUAUCAACAAAAUGUAUGCCUAUCUCAUCUGCACCCUAAUGUGCACCAUCGAAGACAAUACCUCAGUUAUCAAUACAGAUUCCCAAGGGUCUAAUAAAAAGAAAAAGAAAAAUGCCAAGACACCUGAAAGAGAAGAGUGGGAGUGUCGACGAGACAAGGCUUUUUUUUCCAUCCACCGUUGGCUACUGCUUCCUCUGCAAAAUCUGUGGACUCCACCUAUUGUCGAAGAGGCCUUCGUUCAGCUCAUAGCCGAUGUCUGCUACAAAACCCUGGAGCACGAUAAGGAUAACAAGGGGGAAUCCGAGGUAAGAACGACAACAUUUCAGAUCCUCGGAGUUCUCGUGAAACGAUACCUCCAUAACAUUACCUGCGCCAUAAAAAUCAUUCAACUGGUGAAGAUGCACGAAGAUCUUGGGCCCUACUUAGCCCAGGGAGUCGUCGAAAUGGUUUCCUUUCACAAUUGUCCAGGGUUCAUGGCUGAAUUAGCUCAAGAGAUUGAACAAACGAGUCUCGAUGACACAUCAGCACGACACGUCUCCUCAUUUCUCGAAGCAAUUGCCACGAUUAAACCACAACUGGUCCUUCCGAUCCUGGACAACAUCAUUGAUUACCUCUCCAAUGAAUGCUACUCUAUGAGAAAUUGCGCAAUAAAUGUUCUCGGUGUCGUUAUAGUUAAAGCCCUUACAGGAGAAAAUCUGACUCAUGAACAAAGAGCAAAACGUAACGAAUGUUUCGAUCUACUGGAAACGCAUACGCGAGAUGUUCAUACGUACGUCCGAUCCAAAGUAUUCCAAGUACUCCAAAAAUUGUGCUGCGAACAAUCCAUUCCCGUAGAUCGCUUCGCCUCGAUAAUGAGGAUAACAGUUCUCCAUUUACGAGAAAAAUCAGCAAUUGUUCGGAAACAGGCACUCGUUCUCAUUAGAGUAUUGCUGGAGGGUCAUCCAUUCAAAACUUUCCUCGAUAAAAAUGAGAUAGCGAAGAAAAAGGCAGAGUUCAAAGAGAAAUACGAUAAAAUGCAGGAAGAUAUUGUGGCCGCAUCUGGCAGCGGCCACGAGGAACGUCUGGAGCUUUGGAAGACAUUGUCCCCAGGGAUUAUUCAGGCGAUAAAGGAUUGCAUUGCUGAUCAAGAGGAUGAGGACUCUGAGAGUGAAGACGAGGAGGAAGAAGAGGAUGAGGACGGAAAGUACGAGCAGAUACGAAGUAUGAUUAUUCAGAAGAAUUUUCAUGCAGCUGUGAAAAAACUCAUCAAGACAACCAAGACUGAGAAUUUAUCAGCUGAUCCGUUAGAAGAUAGCGAGAAAGAGGCGUUCUACCACCACAUCAUGCUCUUCAUCUUCAUGGAGUCUUCCAGAGACGGGGCCAAUCACCAAGAGAGCUCAGCAAACUUCAGGGAGCAGAUGAAGAAGAUCAUCGCGAUAAGAAAAAUUUUAGUAUUCUUCAUGAAUGCAGAGACAUUUGCAACUGCAAUGGAGAAUGCAUUGAUUCAAAUUGAGUUAAUGCUGUUCUCUUCAACAGUAACAGUAGCUGUGGAAGCCUGCACUCUGCUGUCAACAGCUUUGACAUUGAAAAUUCCAGGGGCUGAUCAAGGCAUCAGGAAGGCGUUGUCCCAGGUUUUCAGUAGAGAGGAGUCAGUUCGAAACAACGUGGCAACGAUCUACAGGGAUAUUUACUUGAUGAACAACGGGAAGAAGGCGACGACAUCCGCUGCAGUUAAUGGUUUGAUAAAUCUUUUCAAAGGUCUCCAACCUGGUCAGAGCCCGGCACUAGCCCAUCUCAUAGCCAUCUGGCUUGCGAAUAAAGACUUGACUAAUGAUCACCUCCUCAUGAUGUGGCAUAUAUUCGCCAAAAACACACCAGGAGCAACCAACGAGGACAGCAGAUCAUCUAUUCUUCUUCUUGCUAUGGCAGCACAGACACAACCAUCCAUCAUCACUGUGAAUAUUGACACUCUGGUGGACGUGGGACUGAAGACUGAGGGGAACCAAGACCUCAUGUUUUCUCGAGACUGUUGCCGUGCUCUCCUCGCGAUCAAAACUAACGACUCGACAGAAUCUCCUCUGAGACAGCUUAACGAUCACAAGAUCUUCGAAAAUUUAUGCGUCUUACUGAAGAACAACUUCGAGACCGCCGAUGUUGACACAUACGUAUCAUUCGCUCAUGAGGCCAUCAAUGUGAUUUAUCAUCUUGCUAAUCAACCUCAGAAGCUUAUCAGAGAUCUUUUACAGGAGUUGAACGAUAAGAUGAGUGAGCCAGAAGUAGACUCAUCAUCUUUAGCUAAAUUACUCUACAUGGUUGGUCACGCGGCUAUGAAGCACAUGGUGUACCUCGACAUCGCCGUUUAUAAGGAAUCAAAACGCAGGAAUACGAUCAUACAAGCUAAAAAAGGGAGAAAGGAGCCUCGGUCCAGCAGCAUCUCCAUUUGUUCGUCAGCAAGAAAAGCCAGGAGAUCAUUGCCUCGCAAGCAUAAGGAUUCAGACUCCACUGUGACUACUGAUGAUGCUGGUGAGGAAGCACUGGGAGGAGCAACUGCUGAUGAUGCUGAUGCCGAAGCCAUUGAAACAGAGCUAGAAUUAAACAUCUUAGGUGGUGAUGGAUUUUUCACUCACUUUGUGCCUCUUGUUAUUGAUGUCUGUCAGUAUCCAGAGAAGUACAAAAGCCAUUAUGUCCAGGCGUUUGGGGUCCAAGCACUCACGAAGAUGAUGUCACUAUCCGCUGGAUUCUGUCAGCAGCAUCUCCAGUUGUUGAUCACUAUUCUCGAGAGAUCGAUGUUCCCUGAGAUUCGAGGGAAUAUUCUAAUGGGUUUGGCUGAUCUCAUGACGAGAUUCCCCAAUGAAGUGGAACCUUGGACUGCACAUCUUUAUGGCAGACUGAGGGACAAUGACGUCAGUGUGAGGAGCUCUGCUGUCAGGGUACUUGCUAGUCUCGUCAAACGAGAGAUGAUCAGGGUGAAAGGGCAGAUGUCCGAGAUGGCUCUGUGCAUCGUUGAUGAGAAUCAGCAGAUCAGACUCGAUGCCAAGCAGUUCUUCGACGACUUGUCGCGAAAGGGCAAUGUACUUUAUAAUAUUAUUCCUGAUAUUCUUUCACGACUAACGAGCACCGACAGUAAAGUCGCUGAAGAUGAUCUUCAUGAGAUUGUCAAGCAUAUUCUGGGGCUCCUGUCGAAGGAGAAGGAGAGCGAUGCCUUAAUAAACAAAAUUUGCCAGAGACUGAAAAUGGCGACCACUGACAGACAGUGCAGAGAUCUUGCUUAUUGCUUGUCAAUGCUGCAACUGGGAAGAAAGGGAAUUGUCACUCUCACUAGUAAAUUACCGUUGAUCAAGAAUAAAAUGCAUAUCAGGGAGGUACAGAAAGCGCUCAUGGAUAUUGUUGAGAGCGCUAAAAAGAAGGCGGAGACUAGAGAGAUCUCGGGACAAUUGGAGGAUGAGAUUGAGAAGAUGUUGAACGACGAUGAGGAAGAUAAGGACGGGGACAAGGACAGGGACGCGAUGCCACCACCCCCUGUUAUACCACCGAAACGAAAUGAUAACAAUAGUAAAAAGAAAAAGAAGAAAGGGGAGGACAGCGACGAGGAGGCACCCGAGGAUGAGGAAAACCAGGAGAAUGUGUUCAGGGAGACUGAUAAGACUCCCAGCAGGAGGAAUUCCAGGACGAGGGCUUCAUUGAGGACAUCCAAGAGAAAGACGAAGGAUUUGUCACCGGAGGAGAACGAGGGCAAUGAGACGCCAGCCAAGAAACCUCCCAGUUCCCCUUCUAGCUACAAUAGCUCUACGGUAAAGAAAGAGGAGAGUGAAGAUGCCAAUGUUAGACGGAAUCUGAGAAAAGUUCGGGAGCAAACCUCCAUUGAAAAUCCUCCCCCCAAACGCACGAGGGCCAAUAGAAAAUAAUAUACUUUAUGUGCAGAUAUUUCUUGCUUUAAUGUAGCUUAACGAACUUCAAAGAAUAAUUGAAAUAGUUAUAGGAUGUAGAUAUUUCGAGUUUUCAGUAGUCUACUGAUAAGCAAAAUCUUUAUACUGUGAGAAAUAUAUUAG
Fopius arisanus is the source of this 4364-nucleotide messenger RNA. It is a transcript of the gene Cap-D2, whose product is annotated as CAP-D2 condensin subunit. NCBI's taxonomy places the organism in Eukaryota, Metazoa, Arthropoda, Insecta, Hymenoptera, Braconidae. Gene Ontology annotation, cellular component: nucleus; condensin complex; condensed chromosome, centromeric region. Gene Ontology annotation, molecular function: histone binding. The transcript is spliced from 2 exons. The coding region runs from base 24 to 4220 and encodes 1398 amino acids. The record is from RefSeq and is a predicted model, not a curated record. Gene Ontology annotation, biological process: mitotic cell cycle; meiotic chromosome condensation; mitotic chromosome condensation.